GGGGGUCUGUAACGCUCCUUUGUGUUCCCAGGCAGGAGGAAGAGCAGGGAUGUGCCCUGCGUGUCUGCAGGGGCCCAGCUGCCGUGUCUGUCAGGCGGCUGCCACGUGGGCCAGACCUGUGCCGAAGCACAGCUUGGGGCGGGCUGAAGGCGAGCGCAGCGCUCUGCAGGUGCUUGUGACCAUCACGCUCAGUAGGCAGAUGAGACAGACAUUGUAUGAAUGACAUCUGGACACCUAACAACAUCUAACCAAACCGCAAGAAAUCUCUCUAAGAGCCGCGUUGUACAAGAGCUGAGAGUUACAGCAAUAAGAAAGAUCAUAACAGAGAAAGCCGUAUUCUGCCAUCAGGAAAUUAUUGCAAGAGUUAAUUAUUUGUGCUCUGGAGGCAUCUUCUUCCUGCUGCAACAAAGAGGUGUAUGUAUCUGUUCUGGAGAGCUGAUGGACUGCGGAGCAGACUGUGCCAAGUUCCAGAAGAGUGAGCUGGAGUACAAGUUCAACAAGAAAGCCUUAGAGAGGCCGUACACCUCUCAGCACUCAUGGGGAAAGACCUACGGGGAGCACAAGCGCCACUUGGAGUUUAGUCAUGACCAGUACAGGGAGCUGAAGAAAUAUGCCCAGGAGGUCGGCAUUUUCUUUACAGCUUCUGGCAUGGAUGAGAUGGCGGUGGAAUUUCUACAUGAAUUGGAUGUUCCGUUUUUCAAAGUAGGGUCAGGAGAUACAAACAAUUUUCCAUAUUUGGAAAAGACUGCAAAGAAAGGUCGCCCAAUGGUGAUUUCCAGCGGGAUGCAGUCAAUGAACACAAUGCAUCAGGUUUAUCAGAUUGUGAAGCCCAUCAAUCCAAAAUUCUGCUUCCUGCAGUGCACCAGUGCAUACCCACUUCAACCCGAGGACGUCAAUCUUCGUGUUAUAACGGCAUAUCAGUCAGCUUUUCCUGAUAUCCCCAUUGGCUAUUCGGGACAUGAAACUGGCAUAGCCAUUUCAGUGGCAGCUGUUGCUAUGGGUGCAAAAGUAGUUGAACGCCAUGUGACUCUGGACAAAACUUGGAAAGGAAGUGACCACCAAGCAUCCCUGGAGCCAAAUGAACUUGCAGAGUUGGUGAAAGCCAUCCGUACUGUGGAAAAGGCAAUGGGUUCUCCAGUCAAGCAGCUCUUGCCCUGUGAAAUGGCUUGUAAUGAAAAGCUGGGAAAGUCUGUUGUGGCAAAAGUGACAAUUCCUGAAGGUACGGUACUGACACUGGACAUGCUGACAGUGAAGGUGGGAGAGCCUAAGGGAUUUCCCCCGGAAGCCAUCUUUGAUCUGGUGGGCCGGAAGGUCAAAAUAAAUAUUGAAGAAGAUGAAACCAUCACGGAGCAGGCAAUGGAAAAUCAUGUAAAAAAAGUGAAAUACUAAACCAAAGCGCACUCGUCUGUAUUUUGAUGAUGUAGUAUUGCACUACUACACAGCGUAUAUAGGUAUAGCAGCAUGGUAGAUUAGAAGAAAGGGGGAAUCACGAGAAUCGAAAUAGACUAAAAUGUUCAGGUUCUUGGUAGCAGGAAGUGUUUGCAGCAAAUGGAUUUAAAUUGUACAGGGUGGUUUUACUGGAAAAUGUAUAGCACGGGGUUCAGAAAAUGCCAUGCUACUCCUAUUCCAUUCCACUUAAACUAGUGUAAUUUGGAGGUUUGCCAAACCUGAGACCAAGGUCUGCUGCUUUCCAGCUUCCCUUUUCUAGUAAGAUUAUGCAAAACGAUCAUUAUUUGUCUACACUUUGAACUAUUCUAACACUUUAUGUUUUGGUGGCCUGCUCUUCUGCUGUUUCUCUCACCCCUCUAAUAACAGACAGCUAGUCUGUUCACUUAGCAGAUAGGUUAUGUAAAGGUUAUGUAAACUGAAGAGAAGACUUCACCCAUGCCACCUGAUGGAUUUCUUAGUUGGCUAAAAUGUCUCAGGAUAAAGAACUGGGUUGGAACCAGCUUGAGGUGUGGAGGUGGACAAACUGGAAGUGAGACUGAACAGAGAAAGGGAGAUAUCUGUUCCUGUAAUACCAUUCUGGGAAAACUUAGCCUCCUUGAGAAAACUACCUCCCCAUGUGGCCAUACCGUAUCAAGAGACAGCACCGAGAAAGGCAGUAAAUUAGAUACAUAGAAAGCCCCUAUAUAAAGGGUAAGAGAAACGGCCUUUGUGUCUUUUUUCUGAACUGAAAGGCAAAAGAGGCAGCCACCUAGAUCAAGUAAAAAAUGGACCCAAGAUGAUGGAUCAGUUGAAAUAAAUUUAAUCUGUGCUCUGAAAAAAAAAAAAAAAAGAAAGAAAAGAAGAAAAAGCCCAUGGUACCCACUGUGAGCUGAUUGAAAUCUGGACCUUAAAUGAAUUCUGCAAUGAAUUGGGGCACCUGUUAUUUGUAUUGCCAGCCUGUUUACUGAAGGUAGCUGGGGUAAGAUCUCAGAUUUCAGGUGGGAGGCUAAAUUCUGGUCAGGAUUCAGCCGCAUCCUUCCUGGACUGUCAAGUGAAAAAACUGAUUGUUUUUUUGUUUGUUUGUUUUUGGGUUUCUUUAACACUGCUCUUUGAAACAGCCAAGGCUGGCUACUGGACUAGAUGCCAUCAUGAUGUUUCAUCACUAUGCAUGAUGGUCUGUGCUCCUCUGUGUCCUCUGCUUUUGCAUCACAGGCUCUUGCCUCUUAAGAAGGAAAUGCAAUCCCACUCCCGGUCAGCUUGCUGCUCUUCCCUUCAUCCAUGAGGGGUCCAAAUGGCAGCAGCUACAAACAGUGCAUCCCUCAGUUAGACUGGCUA
Molecule: messenger RNA, 2763 nt
Organism: Struthio camelus australis
Lineage: Eukaryota; Metazoa; Chordata; Aves; Struthioniformes; Struthionidae
Source: RefSeq, a predicted model, not a curated record